CUCGAAUUCCCCCGCAUAUCGUGUGCUGUGCUUGGCUGCGCAGCAUACGCCCACGUCCCCCCUCUGUUGUUGAGCCGACCUCCGGAGUCCCCGUCGUCUAGUUACCAAUUGGAUAUCCAACUGUUCUCUCGCCAUGUUCGCCAAUGACGCCGUGUUCCACCGCCGGAACAAGCCAAUCCAAGAUGCCAUUGACGGGCAGAAUUUCAAGCAGGCCCUGCAGCUUAUCGAGAAGCGCAUGAAAAAGGGCGAGGAUACCCGCUUUCUCAGAGCGUGGAAGGCGCACGUUCUCUUUCGGCAUGCCGACGGCGCUCAUCACCAGCGCGGCAUUGACGAGACCCUCGCUCUAUGCAAAGUGGAUCCUCCGGCGACGGAUCUCGAAACGCUGGACAUCCUUUACGAUACCUUGCAGAAGAUGGGUGGUCAAGCAGAUGCCAUGAGAAGCAUAUGGGAAAGAGCCUCCAAAGCCAAGCCCCAGGAUCUAGAUCUUCAGAUGAAGUGGUUCGAGUAUGCGUUCGAUGGUGACGAUUGGAAGUCCGCACAGAAGGCUGCCAUGACCCUCCAGAGCAAUUUCCCUAAAGACAGAAAGUACUACUUCUGGGCCAUCUUCCUCAGCUACCUCGUUUCCGUCGACGAUUCCAGCUCCGAGACCGAGCGCAAGCUGUUCGGAACCUUGGCCUACCGCAUGGCGUCGAAGGCUGCUGAUAGUGUUCCUUCUGAUCCGAAAGAGCUGCUAAGCCCUCCACGAGCUAUCCAAAAUGCUGAGGAGCUUCUCCUUCUUGCCAAAAUCUUUGAGUCUCAAGGGCGUCAUUCUGAACUCGUGAGCAUCCUCAAUAGCGAAACGGUUGGGAUCAGCUCUCGAAUCAUUCAAAAUGAUUGGUCAUUCGUUGGGGAGAAGCUCUCCAGCCUCGAAAAGGCCCAGAUGUGGACCGAGGGCUUGUCCUACACAAAGAGCCUCCUCGCUAUUCCCAAUACCGAAGACGAACGAAAGGCCCUCCAGGAGCAUGACGAUUGGGCAGUCUGGAGCCUACUCGUCGCUGCGGUUCGGAACAUCAAUAACCAGGAAACUCUUGCGGAAACCCAAAAGUUUAUUGAUGGAUUCAUUGAAUAUGAGCCAAAGUCGCGCAAUGCACAAUUGGCCCGUCUUGAUCUGAUCCAUUUCAACUUCCAGUCGGGCAGUCUAAAGGCAGAUGAACUGGUUGCCGCCUGUCAAGGGUACUUUUAUCUUAAUAAGAACAAACUAUACUGCUUCGGUGACCUGCAAACGUAUUUGUCGGCACUUGAUAAGGAUUCGUUGUCCAAGUUCGUGGAGUAUACAGCCAAGAACCAAGGGGAAACGAGUGGCAAAAAGAACGAUCCUUUUAAGGGUGUUGCCGCUAUCAACGGGCUGAAGUUCGAGUACUGCUUCCUGCUGUCGGCUGACGAAUCAAAUGUGACCAAGUCAAAGGUGGAAGAAUUUGCCUCGCGCUGCCUGCAAAAGUAUCGGGAUGUGGAGCGGCCGGAACGAGAUGCUGCUUCGUCUACAAUUGAGAGCCAGCCCAGCGACGAUCUACUGUUGCUCGCAGCUAUGAGCUUGAUUCGCUUCGGUGAAACCUUGGCUUCCACCAACCAGGAACAAGUAUUAAAUCUCAUUCAUAUUCGCGCAGCAGCCAUUCUGGAACGCCUCCUCCAGGAUUCUCCUCACAACUACCAGGCACUGCUUCUUCUUGUACGAAUCUAUCUCCGCUUGGGCGCAGGAUCGUUGGCUCUGAAGACAUUCAGCAAGCUCUCUGUCAAGCAGAUACAAUUUGAGACCGUUGCCCACAAUCUCUUCACACGUCUUGCCACGAUCCAUCCGCAGUCGGCCCCGCCUAUCGAGGGUGCUGAAUACAAGGACUUCAACCCGCAGUCCGCGUUCGUUCAGGCCCUCAACUUUUACCGGACUGCCGAUAUCACCACGGUCAGGCAUCGGUCUAAGGGGUUGGACCUUGGCAGCUACGUGAAUAUCGAAGGGACAAUAGACCUUCAGAAACGCCUUAAAAAUAGCAUCUGUAGAAGGCUUUGGGCGCUCGAGGUGCGGCGUAUUCAGAGACUGGUCGGUGGCGAUCCUAUGGGUCACGAAGAUAUUGCAAGGGACACAUCGCCCUUAGUCGAUCAGCGGGUGUUCGACGCAUUCAUGAACUGCGAAGCCCCGGGCAAGCCGACCCUGGAGGAGCGGGUGCGCUUGGGACCCUUGCCUCAGGAGCAAUGGGUGAAAUCAACCAGAAUGGCAGACGAGCUGUUUGGGCUUCUUAAGAAUAUAAUUCUUCAGAAACCCAUAACGGCUCAGCAUGAGCUGCCUACCCUCGAAGAUCUCGUGGGGUCGAAUGCGGCCUCAGAGAUGACCGGUUCCGAGAUUGAGGGUGCCAAGGUUAACCUGAACCUCUUCCGGGUGGCCGUAUUCCUCGGUGGAUCCAAGUCCGUUUCCCCUGAGCAAGUCGAAAGCAGCUUGACUGAGGUUGAGGAAUGGUUGAAUGAGAAGUCUCGGGAACUUACUGUGGACGACGGCCAAAUCUCCGGCGCCAUAUCGAACACUGCGAUUUUCUUGAAAUCGGAAACCCCAACCGCUCCAUCUUGGAAGAGCUUCCAUGAUCUUUUUGUCGUGUUGGAGUCCCUGAAGGCGGUGAUUUUCAUCGCGACUAUUGUCUCAAGAAAGGGCUUCAAGAUCGCCAAGGCAUCAAAGGACCAAGUAACACGUCUGGGCGAAUCUGCACGCCAAGUUCACCAAGCAAUCCGAGUAAAUGUCCGCACACUGAAGUCACGAAUCUCGGAACCCGGUAUGCUUGGGUCAUUGAUCGACCUGGUCGGAGGUGGUGAUGGUAAGGGCGAAGUUGGUGCCGAGCUUCGAGCUGAGCUGGAGAAGACCAUGGACACGUCUGCUGUGGAGAUAUUCUGUGGCGAGUUGAUGGAGAGCUGGGAAGAAGGGCUUACCGGGCUGUUUUCCGUUACUCUCUGAUGGCACAUAUCCAUAGAUAACAUUUAUACAUCCAU
Molecule: messenger RNA, 3006 nt
Organism: Aspergillus steynii IBT 23096
Lineage: Eukaryota; Fungi; Ascomycota; Eurotiomycetes; Eurotiales; Aspergillaceae
Product: MDM20/NAA25 family protein
Exons: 8
Coding region: 134-2971 (945 amino acids)
Biological process (GO): N-terminal peptidyl-methionine acetylation
Cellular component (GO): NatB complex; cytoplasm
Molecular function (GO): protein-N-terminal amino-acid acetyltransferase activity
Source: RefSeq, a predicted model, not a curated record